UAGUGCAGCUAGCUGAAGCUGAUUGAUACGGAGCCAAGCAAGCACUUCAGAGAUGGAGAUACCUGUUCGGGCUUUGGGCCUGUUUGCAGUAUUUGGAGCUCUUUUAACGUUUUGCAGUCGAGGUGAAGCUCGAUUACUCCAGUGUUAUGACUGUACCAGUGAGGACCAUCUGGGCUGUAAAGACCCUUUCAAUGCCACAGACUCGCUGCAGGUGUGUGACAGACAGCACGACGCGUGCCUUAAAGUUGUGGCCACAAACACCAAAAUUGGAAAUGAUGGAACCAGACAUGAAGAUGCUCGUGUAAUAACUCGCCAGUGUGCCAGCAUUCCCACUGGUGGAUUUGCCAAACAGAACGAUUGUUACAAGACGGAGGCAUCCAAUGGUGGGUAUGUGGAACAGUGCUUUUGCGGUAGUGACGAAUGCAAUGGCACGAGGGAAAAUAAAUACUCCUUAGGCAUGCUGCUUGUCUGUGUGGUUGUGGCGGCCAUGCUACUGAGUAGGAGGUUUUAGUGGACCUCUGUUGACCGUCACACCAGAACCUCUGCUGAUGUUGCAGUGCUUCUCAGAGUGCAGAGAUAGAAAAGGUACCAACACUAAGAUAGUCCUCACACCAGCACACAUACUUGGACAGGUGGUUAGCUGAAAAAUGUAUUAGUGAAAUCAACUGUUGGUGCCAAAUUCAUAAUGAAUUGUUAAAUAUAGAUAUUUUUCGGUGAUUUUUACAAUACUUUUGGCAAAUCAUGUUAUUUUUGCAUUUGGUGUUUUGUUUAUAGUGUGCAUGUGCAAAUAGAUUUUUAGUUUGAAAAUUGAAAUUGUUCUAUAGCAUACCAGAAAUUUCUUUCAGUACAUUCAUUUGUUAUUUGAUAUGUUAUAUAUUUAUGUAAAACGUAUUCGCUUCAGCAUGGGGAUUUUUGCAAUAAACAUAUAAACCAG
This is a messenger RNA of Lingula anatina, 934 nucleotides long. RefSeq names its product UPAR/Ly6 domain-containing protein qvr. Gene Ontology annotation, biological process: sleep; regulation of synaptic transmission, cholinergic; positive regulation of voltage-gated potassium channel activity. NCBI's taxonomy places the organism in Eukaryota, Metazoa, Brachiopoda, Lingulata, Lingulida, Lingulidae. The record is from RefSeq and is a predicted model, not a curated record.